Messenger RNA from Cotesia congregata, 411 nucleotides. The record is from the annotation of a GenBank genome assembly. NCBI's taxonomy places the organism in Eukaryota, Metazoa, Arthropoda, Insecta, Hymenoptera, Braconidae.
AUGAUGAUAAUGACCUCGAUGAUGACAUCUACGACGAUAGCGACCAGGACGACGUUAAAAAAGAUCCAGAUUAUUAUAAAGGAUUUUGAGUGUUUUGAUGUAGUACUUUCCAGACAUCUAUGGAACUCGAUUCAAAACGUUACUCCUAUUGUAAAGAACGAUAUCAACUUUCCCGGUCUUCAACCUAAAGUAUGGACUGAUACUCUGACAUUAGAAUUUUGGAAGCAGUAUCGAUUAAAAUGUGCAUUUGUAUUUAAAAAAGGUACUAUUCAACAAUAUGGACAUUAUUAUGCAACAAUGAUAGGACGAUGCAAAAGUAAGAAAUGUGGAAACAAUUUAUUUUGUUAUAUCGGAAACGAUCCGGGUAUUGAUGGUGAUGUUAUCAUAAAAAUGAAUUGUCGAGACACAUGA